AUGGGUCUACUAUUAAAUUUUAUAGUGCAGCAAAGGCAUCCGAAAGGUCCCCUUAAAAAUCGGUUCAUAAGGGGGUGGACUACCCAGCUAUAUAAGCACUUAUCAAGUUUGUUAAACAUCCGAUGUGGAACUAUUCUCAACAUCUACGGCAAUGAUGAGUUGACAGUGGAGGAGUUGAAAAGUAAAAAUUCCAGUGGAGUGCUGAUAUCACCUGGGCCAGGAGAACCUCAAGAUUCUGGCAUAUCUUUGCAAACAGUUUUGGAGCUUGGACCAACUGUGCCAUUGUUUGGUGUGUGCAUGGGUUUGCAGUGCAUUGGAGAGGCUUUUGGAGUCCUUUCUUGGCUGGUAGAUAUCAUAGCCUUGUAAUUGAGAAAGAUAACUUUCCUAAUGAUGAACUUGAGGUUACAGCCUGGACAGAAGAUGGUCUUAUAAUGGCUGCUCGUCAUAAGAAAUAUAAGCAUCCACAGGGAGUUCAGUUUCAUCCAGAGAGCAUUAUAACCCCAGAAGGCAAGACAAUUUGUCCGUAAUUUUGUGAAGCUUAUUGAGAGAAGGGAGGCUGGUGGUUCUUGAAACAAUGUUUGAUGUGUAUAGUUAAAAUUGUGGCUUGACACAACAAACUAAAAUAAAGGAAAGGUAUAAUGACACCUUUGUCAGCAACAGUUUAGAUAAAUCAUAGAAAAUCUUGGUGGGGAAGAACCUUGGCCUGAUAUUGAUCCAUUAUUUGAUUUCCCUAAGAUCUAUAAAAGUUUGAUUUUAGUUUCUCCC
Molecule: messenger RNA, 765 nt
Organism: Glycine soja
Lineage: Eukaryota; Viridiplantae; Streptophyta; Magnoliopsida; Fabales; Fabaceae
Product: anthranilate synthase beta subunit 1, chloroplastic-like
Exons: 6
Coding region: 1-366 (121 amino acids)
Biological process (GO): L-tryptophan biosynthetic process
Cellular component (GO): cytosol
Source: RefSeq, a predicted model, not a curated record